GGCAUUGCAUAGGAGGAAUGAUACUCCCUCCCUCCCUCCACCCGUAGCCUGACGAGCCAACAUCAUACCACGCUUCUCAUUAGUCCAUGUGUGGAUUCCCAGUCCCCCGUCUGCAUUAAUGCGAUUCAAUCGCCCUUUAAAUUCCAUCUCAAGAGGGGGAGAGUAAAACGAAAUCCAACUCCACCGGACACGCACACCCUUGCCACAGAUACAUCCUUACAGAAACUCACACACUAAACCCAACCCAUCGCAAACAAUCCGAUCCGUGCAUGCCAAGCCCCUCCAACAUGGGCAGCACCACCCCCCAGAAGAAAGACUUCACCGUCAGCAUCGUAGGCGGGGGAAUCGGCGGCCUCAGCCUAGCCGUCGGGCUGCUGCGACGCAACGUGCGCGUGCAGAUCUACGAGGCCGCCCCGGCCUUCGCAGAGAUCGGCCUGGGCCUGUCCAUCGGCCCCGCGGCGCACCGCGCCAUGCCCCUGAUCGAUCCCCAGAUCCGCGCCAUCUACGACUCCCUGGUGACCACGCACGCUGACAGUCCCGGCUACGAGGCCUUCCGGCAGACGUGGUUCGAGAUUGUCUGGGCGAGUGGCGACCAGGAGGGCGAGACGCUCAUGGACCUGAAGGCGCUGCCGUCGGGGCAGACGACGCUGCGAAGGGCGGAUUUUCUGGAGGCCCUGGUGGGACUGGUGCCGAAGGAGAUUGUGCACUUUGGGAAGAGGUUGGAGAGGUUGGUGGAGGGGAGGGACGGGGUGGAGUUGAGGUUUGAUGAUGGGACGGAGGUGUGUGCGGAUGUGGUGGUCGGGUGUGAUGGCAUCAAGUCGAAGGUCAAGGAGGCGAUUGUGCCGGAUGAGGCGCAGAGGCCGAGGUUCAGUGGCAUGUAUGCGUACCGCGCGGUGCUGGAUAUGGAGGAUAUGGUGAAGGCGGUUGGGGAUCAGCGCGCGCGCGUCUCGACCAUGUAUGUGGGGAAGGGGGCGUAUGGCAUCUCGUACCCCAUCAUGCGGGCGAAGAAGGUGAAUGUCGGGUUCUAUAUCUUGACGGAUACAUGGGACCAUGAGAGCUGGGUGCGACCGGCGAAGAAGGAGGAUAUGCGACGCGAUGCGAGUGGGAUGGGGCGAUACAUGCAGUCGCUUGUCGAGUACAUGCCGGAUCCCUCGCAAUGGGCGAUCUUCGAGCAUCCGCAUAUCUCGACGUACUGCAAGUCGAGGGUGGCGAUCCUGGGAGACGCCGCUCAUGCGUCUACGCCUCAUCAGGGCGCGGGUGCAGGCCAGGCGAUUGAAGAUGCACACGUCCUGGCGGAACUUCUCAGUGAUCCUCGAGUGUCGAGUGUAGGGGACGUGGAGGCCGCGUUUAAGGCGUACGAUGAGAUCCGACGACCUCGGAGUCAGCGCGUGGUGACCAGCAGCAAGGAGAAUGCCUAUCUGCUCUGUUUGUGCCUGGAGGGCGUGGAUGACGACGAGACGAAGCUAAAGGAGACAUUCCAGAAGCGACUGCGCUGGCUGUGGGAUCUGGAUGUACAGGGGCAGGCUGAUCAGGCGAGGGAGAAGAUGGGGGAGUAUUUGAAUGAUUCAUGAUGGAGAUGUUUGUAUGAGUUGACUGAGAUAAUUUAAUCUUUAUACGUGUGUUCAAGAAGAG
Messenger RNA from Aspergillus steynii IBT 23096, 1632 nucleotides. RefSeq names its product FAD/NAD(P)-binding domain-containing protein. The record is from RefSeq and is a predicted model, not a curated record. Gene Ontology annotation, molecular function: FAD binding. Gene Ontology annotation, biological process: secondary metabolite biosynthetic process. The transcript is spliced from 2 exons. Bases 270 to 1571 code for a protein of 433 amino acids. NCBI's taxonomy places the organism in Eukaryota, Fungi, Ascomycota, Eurotiomycetes, Eurotiales, Aspergillaceae.